This is a messenger RNA of Protopolystoma xenopodis, 486 nucleotides long. The record is from the annotation of a GenBank genome assembly. NCBI's taxonomy places the organism in Eukaryota, Metazoa, Platyhelminthes, Monogenea, Polystomatidea, Polystomatidae.
AUGUGUGCGGAUGCGGCCCGACUCGCCAAGUUUCAAUGUAAACUCGAGAAGGACAACAUCGUCUCGCCGGCAAUCUGCUUCCGCUCAGACCUUGUGCCCACCGCCGCCGACGUCAGCGCGACCGGCAACGUCGUUCCUUGCGCCGACCGAAAUUCUGCCCUACUCCUGCCCGAAGUUGUAUCGCCACAGUCGGUCGAAUGGCUCGGCCAACCGGUGGCAACCACACUCACGCGUCUCCUAACCGGUCGACAUGAUCGGCUCGCCGACCAGUUGCGUCGUGACUUUCACCUGUCCGAUCGCCGUUUUGCCCUGGCCAGCCUCCUGGCGCUCGGCUUGGCCGUUCGACUCUCCGUCGAGCCCGCAGUCACCACGGCCAACGAAGAACUAACCAAGCUGGUGGCGAUGAAGAAGCCGCCAUUUACUAUCGAGGCAAGCCCGCGUCCUUUGGUUACCGUUCAACUGUUCAACCUCUUUCAUUUAACAUGA